AUGAACAUCUCUCUUCCUUGUGGAGAGCAUCCAAAUAUCUGGACAAACUGCUUUGGGAAUGACAUUCAGGAGGUACCCAUAUGCUGUCUGCCGCCCCUGCCAAAAAACGGGCCACGGGGGAAAGAAAAAAAGCACACACCAGGCGCCGCAGCGGGUGAACUUGUCAACAAGUCGACCCUGGACGCGAGUCCCUGCCCACCAGGGAGCUCGGGGUCCUGGGGCCGGAGCCGCCGGGAAGGCGAGGCGCGGGUGGGGUGGGUGGGUGGGGUGGGCUGGCGUGGGUGCCGGUGCUCCCAGCGCUGGGGCCGGAGCGCGGAACGCUUCCCUCCCGCUCCCCCGGGGCUGACGCACGCUCUCAUGGCGCGCGCAUCCUCCAGACCUUCCCAGGCCGGAGGGAGGAGGGGAGAGGAAGGGACUGAUGCGGUUCCCGCACCGGGAUCCGGGACCCGAGGAGGCGACCCGCCUAUCACGCGCCGCCCGCGGAGGGCAGAGAAGGCAGCUCCUACCAGGCGUCCCCGACCGUCCCGGCUGCCGGGCGUCUCCUACUGCCUCCUGCAGCCCGCCCGGCGCGCCCCCGCCCCGACCCCGGAGGGCAGGUACCUCGGAGCCCCGGCCCCCAGGAGCCUCCCGGCCGCGGUCGGAGCGUCCCUGCGGAUCACUCAUCCGACGUCAGCGUCAGCCGAAGGCGAGGGAAAGGGGCGGGGGAGCGCAGGAACCGGCCCUUCCUGCGGCGGCCGCCACCAGCCGGAAUGGAGCCCGUGCGCGCCGCAGCGCAGCGCAGCGGCCGGGGGGUGCGGGCGCCCUUGCCGCCCGGAUACCUACCGCUGCUUGGGCGCCCCCACUGCCUCCCUUCCCCGCUUCUCCCCUCCCGCAGACGCCGGCCGGGGCGACCCCUCCCAGGGUGACCAGGGGGAGGGUCUCUCCUCGACCCCCAUCUCCUGGGGUAUCCCCCGCUCGGAUCCGCCGCCCAGAGUGACCCCGCCCCUGCUCUCCGGCAGGUGUUCCACGUGGCCAUAGCGUUUGCGUCACAAUGACCUGGUGGACAGGUGGGAGCCACAGCAUACACCCCAGGGUUCCCUCCGUGCCGUGCGUAGUGCCUGCUGCUUGCUUCCAGGUUAAAUUUCUGUAGCUUUAGAGGACGGGAGACUUCAUGACUUCAAUGCCAAGAAAAGUUACAGAGGCCUGCUGUACCUGGAAAUCAAGUUUGAGCUUCAAGAAUAAAGGCCAUGUUUUAAAAACA
Molecule: messenger RNA, 1240 nt
Organism: Rhinopithecus roxellana (golden snub-nosed monkey)
Lineage: Eukaryota; Metazoa; Chordata; Mammalia; Primates; Cercopithecidae
Product: synapsin-1-like
Exons: 3
Coding region: 1-1017 (338 amino acids)
Source: RefSeq, a predicted model, not a curated record